Molecule: messenger RNA, 4576 nt
Organism: Rhopilema esculentum
Lineage: Eukaryota; Metazoa; Cnidaria; Scyphozoa; Rhizostomeae; Rhizostomatidae
Product: lysine-specific demethylase 4A
Biological process (GO): regulation of gene expression; chromatin remodeling
Cellular component (GO): nucleus; chromatin
Molecular function (GO): histone H3K9 demethylase activity; histone H3K36 demethylase activity
Source: RefSeq, a predicted model, not a curated record
CUUGAUACGAGGCUGCCGAGUGAUCUUUCAACCGUAGCACAACAAAGCCAGCUGAUUUUUGUUUCUUUGGUUCCGUAGUUUUGUUCACGCCAACUUCCACUCUAGUAUGGACAUACCGGAAUUCAUAGGAGAAUUUACCACUUGACUAUACCCAUCACUCUCUGAGUUGUGUAUCGUUUAUUCAUAUGGCAACCAUGAACCAGCCGUCGCCGUCUCCAGGUAUCAUGGUAUUUAGGCCGACCAUGCAAGAGUUUAAAGAUUUCGCGGCUUACAUUAAGAAGAUGGAAGACUGUGGUGCACAUAAAUUUGGGAUAGCAAAGGUCAUUCCACCAAAAGAAUGGUAUGCUUCAAAGAGUUAUGACAUGGAAACAAUUGGAAAAAUUGUCAUAGAAUCUCCAAUUGCACAGUUAGUCACAGGGCAGCAGGGUCUUUAUCAGCAGUUUAACAUUCAGCAAAAGCCCCUUACUGUAAAAGAUCUCAAAGAGUUGGCAGAAAGUGAAAAGUAUCGCCCACCAAAAGGAGAUUCGGAGAAAAUGGAAAGGGCGUAUUGGAAAAAUGUUACAUUUAACCCUCCAAUAUACGGUGCUGAUGUGGCCGGCUCAAUAUACGAUGCCGACGUGAAAUGCUGGAAUAUAAAUCAUCUUAACACCAUUCUUGACCUUAUCGAAAGCGAGAAGAAUGUAAAGAUCCUCGGCGUGAAUACGGCUUAUCUCUAUUUUGGUAUGUGGAAAACAUCGUUUGCAUGGCACACCGAAGACAUGGAUCUUUACAGCAUUAAUUACUUGCAUUUUGGUGCUUCUAAAUCUUGGUACGCCAUUCCACCUGAACACGGAAGGAGGCUGGAGACACUUGCGGCUGGAUUUUUUCCUGGAAGUGCCAAGUCCUGCUCGCAGUUUCUCAGACAUAAAAUGACUGUCAUAUCACCAAGCAUGUUGAAGAAGUACUCCAUCCCAUUCUACAAGAUGACCCAGAACGCAGGGGAAUUCAUGAUAACGUUCCCAUACGGAUAUCACUCCGGCUACAACCAAGGCUUCAACUGUGCUGAGUCAACUAACUUCGCAUCUUUGCGUUGGAUCGACUUUGGAAAAAGAGCUAAACCCUGCUCUUGCCGAACAGAUAAUGUUAAGAUUGAAAUGGCGAUAUUUGUCAAGAAGUAUCAGCCAAAACAAUACAAAGAAUACAUGGACAGCCUCGAAAAGAAAAAGUCAGCAUCAGACCAGGGCGAUGAAGAAAAGAAAGUCGUGGCGAAAAAGCCAGAGAAAAAUAUCAAAGUCAAAAGAUACAACAGGUAUCCUUCGUUGUCUGGUGUUCAGUCCAUAGCCAAACAUGUCAAAAAAGAAGCUCAGGAUCGCAAGAAGCAAUCCAUCUCAAAGAUACAGAAAAAGCAGGUAAUCAGGAAGGCCAAAGACAUCUUGAAGAAAGCAGAAAAGGCUCGACGUGAAAGUAUUGGGAAGAAGAAGCCUCUUCUGGCCAUGAGGAUGCAGGGAGAGCCAACCCAUGCUCAACAGCAGCGGCCCAGUAAGAUCCAAACUCCGAUCAAAGUACCAUUAGCACCAAACGGAUCAUAUAAUUCUACAGAGAUGGAUAAUUCUGUGAAUGAAAGAAUGCGUAAAUUGUUGGAAAUCAAAGCAGAAAUGGAAAGAGAAACGGAGAUGAAGAAGAAUAGGCUUCAAAAUAUUCGCGUUGCACGAGAACAGAGGCACCAGCAGAGAGAAGUGAAGCAAAAGCUGAGAAAAAGGGAAAGGCCGUCGAAAGUCGGAAAGCUGAAAAUCAGAGCACAAAGCACAGAGUCGAUAUCGCCAUCCGCUGCUGAUACACCACAAAAAGAAGGAGCACGAAUCCAAGAAACGAAACCACAGUCUCCUACUUGGGAUGAGAUGCCUGAGCAUUUGAAUGGUUUGUGGGCCAAUGAACAAAUAGACAUACGUCGUGAAAUCACAUACAAUAAACUUUUAUCGAUGAACGGUAGACGCUGUGCAGUUUGUGCAUACUUUGACCCUGAGACGGCAAAAAGCAUAGCCAAGCCAUCGCACACAUCGGGUGAGAGCUUCACAAGUAACCCUGUAAGGAGUGUUCCACUAGUACCCGACAUCUGUUUCAUACCUGUAGCAGGUAAUUCACGCGUCAGCCCUACGGAAGAGCUGCCCGAGCCUCCUUCUCCCGAGCCUCCUUCUCCAACGAUGAACAAGGAGAGCACAUUAGUUACCUGUCGUGCUUGUUGCGUCACCGUCCAUCAAAGUUGUUAUGGUGUACCGGAAGAUGAACCUUGCGACUUGCUCGAUUGGUACUGCAGUCGAUGCCAGCCGACCCCAAUUGGCAUACCCGGGAUCAAGCCAGUGAGGUGCAUACUUUGUCCACUGCGAGGAGGUGCCUUCAAACAAUCUACAUCGCGAAGAUGGGUGCAUAUAGUCUGUGCAUUGGCAUUUUAUGAUAUUUCCUUCCUGGAUCCGAAGAAAAGAGACCUGGUAGACAUUUCAUCGUUGAAUUUGGCUAGAACAAAAUUGAAAUGUAUAUAUUGUCGGAAGUCAACGAACAGUGCUAUCAACAACGGAGCGUGUGUGCAGUGUGUCAGUGGCAAAUGCGCGCAGAGCUUCCACGUCACUUGCAGUUUCCACAACGGCACGCCUCUGUACGCAGGAGACUGGCCAUUGGUUGUUGAGGCCUAUUGCUACAAACACGAUAAGGCAAGAACGAUCAGAAACGGUAAACGACUGCUUCCAGAAGUCCAGUUAAACGACAAGGUUUAUGCCAAACAUAAAAACGGAAGGUACUACAAAGGCAAAAUCGAAUCAAUAGAUUCAACUACAUUUUAUUACGUUGUCUUUGAAGAUGGGUCGUUUUGUCACGAUCUGCCGCCAGAAGAUAUCUUGAGCUACUCACCAGGGGUAGUGUACUCCAAUGAAGAGAAGGUUGAUGUCUUAUGGACGGACGGUGUCGUUUAUCCAUCUGUUGUAAAAAGUUGCGAAGUCGUUCAAAGAUUCGAGGUAAUUUUUGAAGAUGGGUCCACCUUGUUUCUGAAACGAAAUGACAUUUAUCGGGAAGAUGAAGAUUUGCCAAAGAAAAUUCAAAGUAAAUUGUCUUGUGCAACAGAGACGGCAAAUUUGCUUUGGCAAGCUCCAAUUAUGAGAGAAUCGCCGACGAAAAAAGUAAAAGCAGAACAAAAGAAACUAACAAAGCUCUAGAUGUCAUUUAUCAAUAAAACAGAUAUAAAGUUUUUUAAAGUGUCCUGUCGACAUCGUUUCAUUCCGGUGAACUUUUUCUCACGUCAAUAUUCGUUUGUUUCUGUUCAUGUGACCUUUUCAUGUGAGAGUAUUGUUCAUUCUUUUCUAUUAUUUUUAUAUGAUUCUUAUUCUUUCAUGUUAUCCAUGAAUGUUAUUUACCUGUCGUUUAUUGUUGCACAAAGAAUUUCUGUUAAAGGAUGUUUAUGUGAUCGUGUAGAUAGGCGCCGCGUUCUGUGCAUCAUACUUUGUACCACAUUGUACUACUUUGUACCAUCCUAAAAAGCCUUAUAAAACUAGUUAUUUUAUUCAACUGUAGCGAAGAAAGUUUAACAGCUCAUCGUCUUUAAAUAAAAACAACAACAAAUGUUAAUUUCAAUAUCCGCUCUACUGUUUUGUAAAUGCACAGUUAGGUUUCUUACGUGUAAAUAUUGCUGUUUCAGCCUAUUUUCUUUCCCUUGUAUAAUUUUUUUACUUGCACGUGCUAUUGUUACCUCAGUUGAAAUUUUGUUGACGUUAAAGUAUCUUUAUUUAUUUUCAAAUUUAUUUUCUUAUUUAUAAUUUGAAUUAAAAUUUGGGUUCAUUCAUUUUACCUUUGGAGUAUCUUCUCCAGCUGCGUUCGGUUACUCUAUUUGUUCCUUUUUCAAAGCAAUUUUCGUACCUUCUAAUCCAACAUAUCCACCAACUGUUAUGAUUCUUGUAUUUUCUCUUUUUGGGUUUCCAGUAAAGGGAAUUUUAUCAAGCCUUUUAUUGAAAAGGCUUGAUUAGAUUUAAGCUCCUCUUUUAGGCUGAUCUAAAAACCUCUUCGUCCUUUGUGAAACUUCAAAUUUUUUUUCUAAAAUCAUCGUUUGCUUUCUGGUCAUUAUUAGAAGACUAGCUUUCCCAAGAGGACUUUGCCUUCAAUACCUACUUAUUGGUGCAAUGAAAGGAGUUGGAGGUUUCAAUACCCCUAGGUACCCAUUACCCGGUUCCCUAUUCCCUUACUCAAAAACGAACUUUACUCAAAAGGGUACACCCAUAGUCAAGUUGGAACGCCGUGCCGUUGGAAUGCUAAGCCCGCCAAGGAUAACUAGUGAACUUGCCGCAUUCAAAGUGCCCGAGCCGCCGACUUACAUAUAAAUGCAUUAAAUUAACUUGCAAUAAAAUAUUUUCCUGUUCAAUGAUAUAUUUUAUUUUCUUGGCACUCGAUUCGAAAAAAAUGUUAUUAUUCUAAUCUAAAUUAAUUUUGUGUUGAGUCUUUGAUUAUAUCAGUCGAAAUAAGAUUUUUAUUGCAGAUGUAAACAUGUUUGUCGUGAGAUAUUUAUCACGUUUUUAUGGAAAUAUUGAAAGUGCUGUUAUUCUUGAUUUGCACUAAUGCA